Molecule: messenger RNA, 2875 nt
Organism: Triticum aestivum (bread wheat)
Lineage: Eukaryota; Viridiplantae; Streptophyta; Magnoliopsida; Poales; Poaceae
Exons: 2
Coding region: 2099-2704 (201 amino acids)
Biological process (GO): lipid metabolic process
Source: RefSeq, a predicted model, not a curated record
GGUCAUCGUGGCAGCAAGUCUAGGGUGAGGUGGUGUAGGGGUCAUGGAUGCCAGGGCGAUGCCAGUCACAGUGCUCGUGGGCGGAGCUCAUUGCUCGGGUGCUGGCUGCCUAUCAUAUAUGGCCGUGCGGGAGGCGUGGUGGCAUGCGUGUGACGGCCGGUGGCGGUGGUGCACCGAGUGUGGCUUGGUGUACUCUGUCUUGGUGAUGAAGAGGGCUUGCCGAGGUGAAAACCUUCUUUAGCCUAGACAAGUAGAUGAUCGCGGCACCUGCGGGUGUCGUCUCCUUCUUGAAGGCAUCGUCGCGGUUCCUCUUCGUCCCCUUUGUUGCUCCGGGGGAAACCUUGAUCCCUGGAUCGGGCAGUGGUGGCACUCCGGUGUCAUAUCCUUCCUGAAGGCGCCACCCUGGAGCACUUGGGUUGUCAUGCAAGGCUUCAUAUCUUCACGGUGGCUUGUUCACCGCGGAGGGCACCGGAGGCCUCAAGCGGUGUCCUAUCUUCCUACAUGUAGAUUGCUUGGGGUAGUAGGGGGUCACGUUGUUGCUCAUAAUCACCCUUGCAUCUUGCCUUGAGUGUGUGUGGUGGUGUGGAGUUGGUUGUGUUGAGUUGUAUGUUUGGUUGUUGCUUUAUAUAGAAAACGUGGCACGAGCCUUUUUUGGAUAUAGAAGGUCAAUGUUCUCAUUUCUAAUGUAGUCACGCAGGUGGUUUCAGUGCCCCCUAGCACCGAAACCACGCAUAUUCCAAAAAAGGAUUCUCGUAUGCCUGAGAGAUUGCGGAUGUAGAUGCUAGAUCUGCAGAUCUUCAGGCCCUCAAGCCUGCGCCGAUUCGUAUAGACAAAUCUAAGACAAGAAUUUUGAGACGGAGGUAGUACGAGCCAACUUUCACAGUAAAGUACUCCCUCCGUAAAGAAAUAUAAGAGAGUUUAGAUGACUAAUUUAAUGAUCUAAACGCUCUUAUAAUUCUUUACAGAAGGAGUAGCACAGAUUUGACACUGUAAGGUAAUGCAGAUGACAUAAGGACUCCAGGAUAAAUUCUCACAAAACAAUUUCAUUGCUGUAUCAAGAUCUUUGCUAAAUAAAAUAACAUCAUCGUUGUUUCAUUUUAGAUCAUUGGGCAUUCCAUGGGUGCUGCUAUUGCAGCUAUUUUAACAUACAUACUACGCGAGAACAAGAAGUUAUCAUCAUCUUCAUGUAUUGCCUUUGGACCAGGUAUUGUACUGUAGUCAAUUCCAAAUUGAAAAUUGACCUUUCAACAAAUCAAUAUCAAGAAAAAGUACUGCAUGUCAAUCGAAUACUACCUCUGUUUCUAAACAUAAGAUGUUUUGCAGUUCAAACUGCAAAAAUGUCUUACAUUUAGGAACAGAGGGCGUACGUAAUAAUGAUGCACAUUGCACUGUUAAGAAACAAUCGUUCAUUUUAAGAAAGGUCCAUGUGGAAUCUUUUUAUUUUAUUUUUUAUUUAUUUACUAUUCAUUGAGGAUGUAAGGACACCCGAGAAGUGAAAAAUCACUCUCAUACUAAAAGCUCAAGUAUGCUGAACACCAGCAUUGGCAUUGUCACCCGAAGCAACAGGCGUGCUAUUCAAUUGAUGUGCUAAAGAAUCACUAGCCUGAAACGACGCAACUAAUAUCUGCAAUGAUGCCAUAGUCCCUUCUUUUUGGUUCCAAAAAUUGCUUAUCAAUAUUUCGUUACAGAUGUAGUAUAACAUAACAUUUCGAACUUUACUGUCCAGCUGCUUGCAUGAGCUGGGACUUGGCUGAGUCCAGCAAAGACUUUGUCACCACUGUUGUCAAUAAAAAUGAUCUGGUCCCAUCUUUUGGCAAGGUCUCAGCCUCUGAGCUCCGUACAAAGGUACCCCAUAUGGCCACAUAUUUUCAUAUAGUGAUGCGAAUACAGAUGAAAUCUUUAAAUUUGGGCGUUCCUUCCAUAGCUAAAAUGCAAUGAGUUGGUUGUCUCUCUUCUAGGGUUUUUUCAUUUCAUGGCGAAAAACAAUUAGCUGGUUAAAAUAAAAGCGAAAAAUGUGUGUGCUGUAAACACAAUUUAUUAGCGCAGAAGCAUCGUAGAUCAUCAUACGUUUGCAUUUGUUACGGAAUCUCUGCAGGUUAUGGCAUCAUCCUGGGCACCUGGUCUUCAGGAACGUAUUCAGCAGAAAAGACUCCUGAGUUUUAUAAACCACUCUGUAGACUUCGUGCGAUCCUACAUUCCUUUUGUAUCCAGUCCAACUUCUAAGGUUGCAGAUGUCAAUAUGCUGCCACCUUGGACUGCCAAGGAUGAGAUGAAGCAUUCAGAAGGUGUGCAUGAAGUAGUGAAGGAGCAUUCUGCCCUAUCAUGCUGGACAUAUGUUGCUACAAAGAGUCAAACUUUUGAUGAAACUGAGAAAGGAACAGAUGGAGAACACAUGGAGCAGCUCCUGGAAGCCCUGCGAUCGCCGCCAAGUGCCUCUGAGACACCUCGGCAUCGCCAGUUGUACCCCCCAGGAAGAAUCAUGCACAUGGUUGCAUUGCGAAUAUCAGAAGAGCAAGGCAGCCAGACUGAGGGUGUUGCCCUCUACGAGACCCCUCGCGACAUGUACAACAAGAUCCGACUCGACAAAUCGAUGAUAAGGGACCAUUACAUGCCUAGGUACAUUGAGACGAUGGAGAUGCUCAUCGACCAGCUUGCAGAGAAUGACGUGCCUCCCAGUGACACCAACAACGUCCGGUUGGACUAACUUUAGAAAUAAGGUACUAACCACGCCUUCUGAGAGAUUUUGUAGGAAAUCCUGUAUGCGAUGAUGUUAAAAUUUUAACUGCUAAUUUUUUAACUAAUUGCUCGGUUGUUAUUUGUUUGUUUGAUGUUUUUAUAUUAUAGUGUAUGUAUAAAUAUCAAGCUGGUACGGACA